Messenger RNA from Cololabis saira (Pacific saury), 1958 nucleotides. RefSeq names its product adhesion G-protein coupled receptor G2-like. Lineage: Eukaryota; Metazoa; Chordata; Actinopteri; Beloniformes; Belonidae. The transcript is spliced from 9 exons. Bases 1 to 1239 code for a protein of 412 amino acids. The record is from RefSeq and is a predicted model, not a curated record. Gene Ontology annotation, cellular component: membrane. Gene Ontology annotation, biological process: adenylate cyclase-activating G protein-coupled receptor signaling pathway; cell surface receptor signaling pathway. Gene Ontology annotation, molecular function: G protein-coupled receptor activity.
AUGCUCGUCUUCCUGUCUGUAAAGAGCUGCGGUGGGGGAGGCUGGAGGUCUGACGGCUGCGUCGUUGUCAACGCCACUCCUCAAUAUACAACCUGCAGCUGCAGCCAUCUCACAUCGUUUGCCGUACUGCUGGAUUUGUCGAGAGAGGGAAUAGUUGACCGUCAGCAUGCACAGAUUCUUACUUUCAUCACCUACAUCGGCUGUGGAGUCUCUGCUAUUUUCCUAGCUGUCACUUUGCUGACAUACUUGUCAUUUCCAAAACUGAUGCGAGAUAUCCCAGCAAAGAUCUUGGUCCAGCUCUGCCUGUCCCUCCUCUUCGUCAACCUGGCCUUCUUGCUGGACGGCUGGCUGGCUCUGUACCCGGCUGUCGGCCUGUGCAUCAGCACCGCUUUCUUUCUGCACUACUUCCUGCUGGCAUCCUUCACCUGGGCGGGGCUUGAGGCCCUGCACAUGUACCUGAGUAUCGUGCAGGUGUUCACGCCCUACCUUAGCCGAUACAUGCUGAAGUUCUCACUGAUGGGCUGGGGUAUUCCUCUGAUUGUAGUGGUUAUUGUGAUAUCAGUGGACAAAGACAACUAUGGAAUGGUUACAUACGGACGAUACAGAGAUGGCACAACGGAUGACUUCUGCUGGCUGCGUAACGACAUCGCCUUCUACGUGGGCGUGGUCGCCUACUUCCUCCUGAUCUUCGCUCUGUGCCUGCUGGUCUUCAUCGUCGUGAUGGUCCAGCUGUCCCGGAUCAAGAAGCAGAACCCUCACAACCAGUCGUCUAACCGGGGCAUGAUGACGGACCUGCGCAGCGUCGCCGGCCUCGUCAUCCUGCUCGGCCUCACCUGGGGGUUCGCUCUGUUCGCCUGGGGGCCCCUGUACUUACCAUUCGUUUACCUUUUCUCCAUAUUCAACUCCCUGCAAGGUUUCUUUGUCUUCGUGUUCCACUGUGCCGUGAAGGAGAACGUCCGCAGGCAGUGGAGAACGUACCUCUGCUGUGGAAAACUGCGCCUGGCGGAGAACUCAGAAUGGAGUCGCACCGCCACCCAGAACACCAGGAAGUCUCUGUCGCAGAACACGGCAACGACCUCCGCUCCGCACUUCACCUCCCGCAGCUCCUCCGUCAUCAGCGAUGCCACCAACAGCAGCGGGUCGGUGUUUGCAGACAGCGGGGUAUCUGAUGGAUCCAACAGCGACGUCGUCCUCAACGAGAUUCACAGGCGAAAUCAGUCGCUGCAGGGCGAAGGUUGAUCAGCGACCGUGCGAUAACAGAGAAGAAGAUACUCCCAGAUGCACCCACACUUCCUCCCGGUUCAGCGAGGUGAAGGAUUUAAAGGUCUUAUGAAGAAGAAAAGAAGUCCAGCAGGAAUGGGACUGAAGUGCUUCUUGAAAAUUUGAGUCCAGUGACUCAAAAACUUCUCUACCCGUGCAGUAGGAGUACUGAAGUACUGAAGUACUGAAGUAGACGCAGUAGCAGGCGCGAGGCUUGUUUUUUGACUGAAUCGUUUAAUUAUUUCACUGUUGGAGAUGUUUUUAUGCAUGUGCAGUUAAAAGUCUAGAGCAGAAUGUUUUUUAGAUCAUCAUAAAGAUAUUUUGUAGGUUUUUUCCUGACAUAAAUGGAAAAAUGAAGAUUUUAUCAGUGUUUUACAGAAGCUGCACUAACCUUUAGAUAUUUCAGUGUCUCGAUAUCAAAUCACACUUUGAUAUGGCUUUUUAACCCUUAAAAGCAGUGAAUGUACACAUGCCAAACUCAAACCGAUCCUACCUGAUGAUGAAACUCAUCGAUGGCUAACUGAUCAUGUCUAUGUAUAAGAGUAUUGAGGGUGAAGGCCUCCUUUUAUUGUGCUGUUUGAACAGCUGUUUAUGUAUGUAGAAGAUUUUAGUUUUUUAAUGAAGAAGAAAAAAGAACUUGAAGUACGUUCCUGUGGUCAUUAAUCCAUUUUUAUUGAUGACUAAUUGUCCUUGUACGA